Neoarthrinium moseri is the source of this 1191-nucleotide messenger RNA. RefSeq lists its product as uncharacterized. Lineage: Eukaryota; Fungi; Ascomycota; Sordariomycetes; Amphisphaeriales; Apiosporaceae. The coding region runs from base 1 to 1191 and encodes 396 amino acids. Gene Ontology annotation, cellular component: mitochondrion. The transcript is spliced from 2 exons. The record is from RefSeq and is a predicted model, not a curated record.
AUGUCGACCGCCCGCUUGACCUUCCUAUACCCCCACCUCUUCAGGUCUGCUCGCCUCGGCGAGUCUGCCGCCGCGCGGACAGUCAGGUCCCGAUGUCGCAAGCCCGCCGCCAACGCUGCCCCGCGCGCCGCCGCCGCCGCCGCCCUGUCGACGACCACGCGGGCCAACGAGGCCGUCUUCGAGAGGCACGGCAAGGCUGUCAACCCCCAGCUUCCUGAUGUCGUGCAGCUGCCGCAACCCCAGAGCCCCGCCGCCGCGAGCUCCGAGGCCUCGUCCCGGAAGGAUGCCGCCGCCGGCGAGCAGCUCGGUGCCGAGAUGCUGUCCGACGAGGCCAAGGAGGAGGCCGCGCGCAGGGCCGACACGGCCCCCAAGGGCGGCACCGGGGCCACCCGGGAGGCCGAGCCCACCCCCCAGCAGAAGGCCGCCGAGGAGAAGAUGCAGUCCAGCGGGCCCAUGGACGCCGUCCUGCACAUGCCGCCCCCGGGCGCCGUCGCGCACCCGCACAUCGCGAAGCCGCCCUACGUCCACCAUUUCGACACGUACACGCUGGUGAAGCAGCUCGAGGCCGGCGGGUACAGCAAGGACCAGGCCAUCACCGUCAUGAAGGCCGUGCGCGCGCUGCUGGCCCAGAACCUCGACGUGGCGCAGGAGGGCCUCGUCAGCAAGAGCGACGUCGACAACGAGACGUACCUCUUCCGCGCCGCCUGCUCCGAGCUGAGCUCCGAGGUCACCAACAACCGCAAGAGCGCCGACGAGGUCAGCCGCCAGCAGCGCACCCUGCUGCACCACGAGGUCGACAUCCUGAACCAGAAGCUGAGCCAGGACCUCAUGACCCUGCGGGACGACGUCAAGGGCAUGUUCAACGACCGCAAGAUGGCCGUCCGCGAGGAGGAGAGGCGCCAGGAGGGGGCUAUCCAACAGGUCAACCUCGACAUCAGCGUCACCCUGACCAGCGACGCCAAGUCCGAGAUCGAAGGGCUGCGGUGGAUCCUGAUCCGCCGGUCCGUGCUGGGCAUCAUAUUCAUGGCCGUGCUGACCCUGGGCACGCUGCGGUACGCGACCUACGUCAACCACGAGAACAAGAAGGCCGCCGACGAGAAGGCCCGGGAGGCCGAGAACCUGAAGAGAAACGGAGGCCGCGAGGACAAGGCUCCGGCGCACGAGGCGGCCGCCAUCUUGGCUGCCAACUGA